This is a messenger RNA of Cylicocyclus nassatus, 3427 nucleotides long. Lineage: Eukaryota; Metazoa; Nematoda; Chromadorea; Rhabditida; Strongylidae. The record is from the annotation of a GenBank genome assembly.
AGGACUUAGUUCCAGGAUGAGGGACACGUCCCAAAGUAAUGAAAUCGAACAAAUGCGAGCGACGGAAGAUGAUGAUGAAGACGUUAUCGGGUGUCUGCCAAGAGUUUUAUGUAAUAGCCACCGUGAAAUUCUUGAGAACAUAGUCAAUUCAUUGCCGAAGAGUGUCGAAAGCGGCAAGGAAGAUGUCCUUGAUAACGACUUCGAUCGCUACGCUCGCCUUUUGGAUAUCUAUCAGGAGCAACCGAAUCUCCUUGACAGCGUGAUUCCAUCACUUUUGCGGACAUUAGAAUCUUACAUCACUCUUCCAUCCUCAGGCAAUUCUGACAAGACGCUGAACAAGUUAUCUGUGACUUCUCUGCAUUACAUAUCACAUCUAACAAAAGUUCGUGGCUAUAAAGUGAUUGUCAGACUUCUUUCCCACCACGUUUCCUACCUCGACAAACUUUUGACUGCUCUUGAACAAUAUCAAAACAGUGUUGGAAGUGAUUUGUUUGAACGUCAUAUGUUGCUUUUAUGGUUAUGGAUUGUAUGCAAGAAUCCAUUCGACUUCCGAAGAUUUGACCCACCUGAUCAGCCUGGGUCGACGUUAAGUCGUAUUCUAGCAGUGGCCACAUCAUAUUUGAAGUAUCCGUGGGCUACCACUCAUCCUGCUGCCGUUCUCGUCAUUGCUCAGUGUCUUGCUCGUCAUGAUGGAAUACCCCUGAUCCCGUCCAUGAUUGAAGAGUGCAAGAAUCACGUGAUUAACAACUCGCCAAACCUUUUGGGCUAUGCCCUGUUACUCUGUGCCAUACUCAAACAUGUGGACAGGCAGCACCUUCUGCCACAUGUGGAUAUGAUACGCAAGGCAGCUGAAACGCAUUUCCCAUUCAAGAAAUCUGUGACCGACACAUUAACCAGGAAAAUAUUCAUCAAAAUGGUGCAACGACUUGCUUUGGUUGUGCUACGACCUAGACUGGCCGCCUGGAGAUACCGCCGAGGAAAGCGACGUCUUGAGGAGAAUCUUAAAUCAACAAAAACGAAUGGGAAUGCAGAAUUUUGUCAAAACAACAUAAGUAGUGGAAUGGGAGGAGAAGAAAUUAUCUCUGAUGAUGAUGAGGAAGAUGAGAAUCCUGACGCACUGGUGGAAUGGGCUAUUGGUUGUGUGCUAAGCGCCUUGUCCGACGAUCACACCACUGUGAGGUGGUCAGCUGCCAAAGGUGUCGGACGUAUAACUGCGCGUCUUCCCAAGGAAUUAGCUGUGCAAGUAGUCGACUCUGUUCUUUCUACGAGUUUUCAUCCUCUGGCUGGACAUUGUUCGUGGCACGGAGGCUGCUUGGCAUUAGCUGAACUAUCACGGCGAGGAUUCUUGUUGCCUGAAGCACUCGACAAGGCAUUCCCUAUCAUACAGCAAGCACUUUUUUACGAAGAGCCUAUGGGACGACAUGCUCUUGGGAGUAAUGUUCGCGAUGCAGCGUGCUAUGUGUUUUGGGCAUUCGCUCGAGCGUAUGAGCCUGAGCAGCUGAAGAAUUUCAUAGACGAUGUGGCCACUAGUUUGAUGUGCGCUGCGUUAUUUGAUAGAGAAGUAAACCUACGCCGAGCAGCCUCUGCAGCAUUCCAAGAAAACGUCGGCAGACAAGCAAACUUUCCUGAUGGAAUUGCGUUGCUAACUACAGCGGAUUAUUUCGCGGUAGGAAACCGUUGGAGAUGUUACACAAAAGUUUGCGCAGAGGUUAUACGCUUUCCCAAGUAUGCAGACGCUAUAGUUGACCAUCUUCUCGAGAACAAGAUCAUCCACUGGGAUGAAGUUGUGCGGGAACAAGCUGCUAUAGCUCUGAGCAUCCUCGCUCCUUUACAUCCUCAUUAUCUAUCUGCCAGGCUAGGAAAGCUUCUAGCUGGUUGCAACACAUCAAACCCUGUCCAUCGUCAUGGCUACUUGUUAGCGCUUUCACAUUCCUUACAAGGUCUACUGUCCGCUCGAUACACUUGUGAUAAAGAACUGUUGCGCCAAGCUAUUUCGUUACCUUGCAAACUCAAAGCGGAAAGCGAGAAGCUGAAAGUUUCGGGAGGAGAGUUGACGCGUCUUGCUUUAUCCGCAUUCAUCCGAUGUCUGUCGUCUGUCCCUGUACAGCUAGAUGCAAAUGAGAUCGUAAAUUGGCAAGAACGCUUGCUUGCCUUCGCAUGCGACGACACCGCAGCAGUGAGAACUGCUGCCGCUUCAGCAGCUUCUACCUUUUUCCCUGCAUAUUUCAGAGAAAACGUCUCUGUGAACAUAGACGCUUCUGUGAAGGGCUUCAUAUCGAAGAUGACGAAACCUCGCAAGGAAAAUGAACGAAUAGGUGUUUGUUCUUUGGUCUCAUAUCUACCUUCACAGUUCGUCACUGAUGAUUUGUUUGCCGCUGUCUGUAAUGUUAUCAUGAAGCCGACCGAUGUGGAUGCUAAAUGGGCAUUGGCUCGUCGCUCAGCAGUUGAUGCACUGGGAGCCCUUUAUACUUCCCAACCCAAUGAGAAGUGGACCGGUUUUGUAUUUGAUGCUCUCUUUCACGCUGUCGAUGAUUACACCACCGAUAGUCAUGGGGAUAUUGGAAGACUGGUAAGGAUGUCGGCAAUGUGCGUAAUGACGAAUUUGUUGUGCCUUCCGCAUACCAAAGAAGAUGUCUUGAAAAACUAUGUGCAACGCGCAGUUCAAUGCAUGGUGCAGCAAAGUGUUGGCAAAAUCGGUCGCAUACGUGAGACUGCAUGCAAGUGCAUCAUAACAUUACUCGCUUCAAAAGCAACCUGCAACCAUAUUGCACAUGCACAAGAACUUUCAUCAAUAUAUCGCAACGGGCAUGACUUUAUUCAGGAUUCGAUAUUUCUGUCAAUGACACCACUUUUGCUUUGUGGGGAAUAUUAUCAUGACCUCAUCUGCGGCUUAGUUGUCUCUGCUGGCGGAGUAAGCGAAGGCACUACGAUGCGUGCCUCUCAAGCACUUAUGGAGUAUCAGGCAUCAAUCUCAAAGGAUGUGACGUUACUGGAACGGUUUCUUGUGUCAGUGGCGGAAUUAUUUGAUCUGGGUCGGAAAGUGCCUCGAAUUGGGAACAGUGUCUUACGCUUGUUGCCUCAAAUUCUAUCUCGACUGUAUGUUUUGGAACAGAAUCCGGACUCUUCAAAUGCAUUGUCCCAAAUUUUAGUGCAGUUGACAAAGAUUGUGAAUUCCCGUAUUGCUCCACCAGCUCGGAUAAAGACGGCCCUUAAUGCCCUAUGUUCCUUACUAGGAUGCGAUCGUUCAAGUCAAACUUGGCGAGCGGCUGCAGAAGGGCUGUAUGAAAACUUGUGCCUGACCGACGUCGAUGACCAAGUAUUGAUGCUCCUCACUGAUACUGUAUGGCAAGACACUUCACCUCCAGCGAUGAUUUCAAUACAAGAAGCUGCUCAGACUAUUGAGCGCAUUAUUUUCUCAGAUAAGUAA